Messenger RNA from Oncorhynchus tshawytscha (Chinook salmon), 5884 nucleotides. It is a transcript of the gene maptb, whose product is annotated as microtubule-associated protein tau b. The coding region runs from base 484 to 3138 and encodes 884 amino acids. Gene Ontology annotation, molecular function: microtubule binding. Lineage: Eukaryota; Metazoa; Chordata; Actinopteri; Salmoniformes; Salmonidae. Gene Ontology annotation, biological process: neuron projection development; microtubule cytoskeleton organization. The transcript is spliced from 14 exons. The record is from RefSeq and is a predicted model, not a curated record. Gene Ontology annotation, cellular component: neuron projection.
GUUAGCAUUGUAGAAGCCCUGCAAUUUGUUCAUAUCAGCUAAACUAGUUUUAAUAUCAUCAUCUAACACCAUUUUAUCAACAGAGGAGGCUGGUCGGAGGAGCUGUAGGAGGACGGGCUCGUUGUAAUGGUUGGAAUUGAAUAAAUGGAAAGGGGUCAAACACAUCAAACAUAUGGAAACCACAUGUUUGACUCCGUUCCAUGCAUUCCAUUUGAUCCAUUACAAUGAGACCGUCCUCCUAUAGGUCCUCCUACCAGCCUCCGCUGAGAUCAGUGUAGGCCUACACACAAACCCCUUUAACUUCAUGCAUUCUAGUGCAGAACGCUCAGGAAGAAAUUUCAGAACAAUCGCUGUCUGUACUCUGGCGCCCUCCUCCCCUUCAGGACGCCUAGCGACAACUACUCUUCUCUGUCGGGUGGCCACUGAGUGACUGCAGCUGGAGAGACAAUAACUGUCUGCCACACAGCCUGAACUCGUUUCACCAUGGAUCAGCAUCAGGACUUCAACUCGAGCCUGGACGGCCACGCCACCGUGCAAUUCAACUCUGGGGAGACCAUGGCUUCGGCUGCCCUGGCCAACAUGACACUGAAAGAACCCCAGAACCAGCAGGAGGUCAAGAAGCCUAACGGGAUGCCAGACGCACACAUGGGACCUGGGGGCAUGGAAGAAGAUUUGCUGGAGCUGUCAUCGGAACUGAAAUCACAGCCUCCAGCACCAGUGUCAGAGGUCUCUGUGUCUAAGAGCGCCCUCUCGGCUACCAGAGGGAUGACCGCUACAGGUCAAGAGGAGCUCACUGCAUCGCUCAGCCCCACGCCAGGAGGUGUCAGUCCUGCCACAGAGAGCGGCCGCAGUAGCAGGUCCGGCUUUGCCGACGGCGGGAGCGAAGACGGGGAGCGGGCUGGGUCGGUAAGCCCCCAGGCGUCUCCUUCGGCCCCUGAAGCCCCAAUCGAGAGGGACACUCCAAGGCUCUUCUCCCCAGACUCGCUGGGGUCUGAGAUGAAGAGGAGCUCGUCAGACAAGGUCUCUGUGGGCCACAGCCUGAGCGACUCUGGGUCUGAGGACGAGGAUGAGGAGGACGUAUGUGAGAGCAAGGAGGCUCCUACCUCGGCCUAUGAAGACAGGAUCAGUCCUGGGAAGCCUCAGAGCCCUCUCUUCGUGGAAAAGGAGGGGACGAAAGAGCAGGUGGAUGAAGAAAAAGAGGAGGAUAGCGACGAGGAUGAAGAGGAGGAGAGAACAGAGGUGUCAACGAUCCGCAGGAGGCCACGGCGUGAGGUCAGCUCAGAAGAGGAAGAGCAGCAGAAAGAUGAAGGUUGCGCCCCUGUCAUUCCCGUUGCCAUGACCCCGGAGGAAGCCAAGCAGCGCGUCCUAUCCUUUGACUACACGGAGCCUGAGGGACACCCCCCUGGUCAGGGCAUCCCUGCAGGGUUGCAGAACGGAGCAGAUAAGACCACCCCAGAGAGCAAGAGCCCUGACUCCAACAGGGCCGACCAUGGAUCUCCCUUCUCCCCUAGCACCGCAGCCAACCGGACCAAGGACCAGUCUCCUCUCAUCGAGUACCAGCCAGACGCCCGCGAUGCGGUGGAGCAGGAGACUGAGGAGAAGGUGCAGGAGGAAGAAGAGGUGCAGGAGAAGGUAGCUAGUCCCCUGCCCAUGAUUACUGUGCCCCAGAUGGAGGUUGAGCCUGUCCAGAAGGCUGAUGUGAAGACCUCAAAGGACACUCAAGGCCAAUACCUGCAGUCGGCAAACGAGGAAGUCAUCGCAGCGGUGACGGCAGCUCAGUCGGUGACCAAAGCCAAACCUGCAGAAACGAAGCCUGGCAAGCCUGCUAGUGGCCCCAAAGGAGGUGCUCCUACAGCAGCCAAAGGCCCGGUCAGAAAAGUGACCGCUAACGCUGUUGCCCCUCCCCCCAAGACCACCGCCGCUAAAACUCUGAAAGCACCCCCGAAAGAUGCCGCCCCACCUGGCGGAAAAGCAAAUGCUCCAGGUGCCCAGCUGAAAGCCAAGGCCGGUGCCGGGGCUGGGAAAGAAGCAGCUGAGAAAAAGACACCCAACGCCACCACACCUGUCAAAGCAUCCACCCCCAAACGACCCUCCUCGGUCCAAACCACCCCCGACAAAAAGCCUUGGUCCUCUUCCUCUGCCCCAGCCUGCAACACUAGCAGGCCCAGCUCAAUAUUUAAACCCAGUCCAGGCAGUGCAAGAGCCAGAGAACCCAGGCCAAGGACUGGAGAUGGGAAGACUGCCAGCACCAGGACACCAGGUGCCAAACCCCAGGGUGCUGGGACCAGGAUGCAGACCAAGACCACUGCUGGAGUUGAUUCCCCCAAGACGCCCCAAGACCGUAGUGGCUACAGCAGCCCCAGCACACCCAAGUCCCCCGCCAGCCGGGAGGUGAAGAAGGUGGCGGUGGUGCGGACCCCUCCUAAAUCCCCUGGGUCCAUGAGGGGGCGCAGUCCGGUGCCCCUGGCCGCCCCCAUGCCCGACCUGAAGAACGUCCGGUCAAAGAUUGGCUCCACGGAGAACAUCAAGCACUCGCCUGGUGGAGGACGGGUGCAAAUAGUUGAGAAGAAGAUGGAUUUAAGUAACGUUCAGUCAAAGUGUGGCUCCAAAGCCAAUCUCAAGUAUACCCCAGGAGGUGGCAAUGUGCAAAUUUUACAUAAGAAGAUCGACUUGUCUAGUGUUCAGUCUAGGUGUGGCUCCAAAGACAAUCUCAAGCAUGUCCCCCGAGGUGGUAACGUUCAAAUUACUCACAAAAAGAUUGACCUCAGCAACGUGCAGUCAAAGUGUGGAUCGAAGGCCAACAUUCACCACAAACCAGGUGGAGGCAAUGUGGAGAUCAAAUCGGAGAAGUUGGACUUCAAGGUUCAGUCUAAGAUUGGGUCCAUGGACAACGUUGGUCAUGUGGCUGGAGGUGGCGGGAGGAAGAUUGAAAGCCACAAACUGAGUUUCCGUGAGACGGCGAAAGCCCGCACCGACCACGGAGCGGAGAUUGUCCCCGUGGAGAUCAUCACAGGCGGCUCACCCGCCCGUCUUCUCAGCAACAUGUCGUCCCCUGGCAGCCAGAACAUGACAGAGACGCCGCCGCUAUCCAUGCUUGCCGACCAGGUCUCCGCCUCCCUCGCCAAGCAAGGCCUGUGAUUCGACCACGUCCCUCCCUGAAAAAGCAUUGUAGGUUACCAAGGGAACCAACCACGUGAUAAAAAAAGAGAAACGAAGAGAAAAAGAAGCACCUCACUCACUCUCCCUUCCUCCUUGAAAUUCAAAGUCGCUCGCAGGAUUUUCCGACCGGGGAUAUCAGUCAGGGCAAAGUGGUCCGUUAAUGGACAGCCGUUUAUGGUCUUGAUAGUUGCACAGGUAAUGAAAACAUAUACGUGAAAGAAACACAGCAUUAUUCUAUACCCAUAAAAACACAGACAGGCCUUGUUAUAAAGACAUUUACCAUACUUUCCAUUUACAGUGCAAUUAAUUGGGCUGCUCAAUUUGAACGCAACUGCUCCGCAUGAAAAUAUUGCACAUUUCUUUGCUUAUUGCCAUGCAGUGGAUGUUUGAAUUUUCCCAUUUUAAGCCUUAAAAUGUGAAGUAGCCAAAGCCUCAAAUCUUUUCUCCACUAGAAAAUAUCAGCUAAAUUGAAGUGACACUGUACUAUACCAUUCAAAUGAUACUAAGUGCCAAAUAGACUGUUGCCCUUUCGUGCUUAAAAAACUCUGAUAUUCCCCAGUUGAGAAAUCCGCAAAGAUUUAUUUACGGUAUAAUGAAAUUCGAACGUUGUCGUAAACAGUUGCUGUGAUGUAAUUAAUAGCGUGUAAGUAAGGCAAAUUGACUCUGCCUUUGAGAUGAUUAAAAUAGACAUUGUUUGUGAAAUUAUAAAAUAAACAAUUUUCAUGAGAAGGACAAUUACAAGUCUAUUACCCAGAAUAUUGAACUUAAGAGUUAAAGCCCAUGGCCUGUUCAAAACAUUUCAAGGAGGAUCCCAUUGCUGAGCAAUUAAAAUCAAUUAAGUAAACAAUGAAUUAUGGAGUAAUGGAGCCACAUUGUGCAUAUGUCAAUCAAUUGGAUAAGAUUGCUCAUUUGAAGUUGAGAGGGGUUUUUGUGUGUAUGGUAUAGUCUACGUGCAGAUAUUUUGGUGGUAUAUCACCAAUCCUCACCAAGUUUCUUCUCAGCAGUGAGUCUGGAUCUGAGUACCUCCCCGUUGAUUUCUAGAAUGGAUAUCCAUUCUAGACCAUCUGAUUGGUCCAGAGCCAGAACACACGUGGGUAUAGGGGCGUUAUGAAAUUUCAUCAUUGGCUUUGAUACUCCGAUUGGUUAGAGAUUAUCCAAUCGCUAAUUACUUUGUUUUGUACAACACCCCUUAUUUUGAAGUCAACAACAAACUACUUGAAUGAUGGCUGUCUCAGACUGCAGUAUGUAGGAAUGAUUGCGCAGCGGAAUAAUUCAGUUCGAGUGGUCAGGCAAUAGAAAUGCCACUGCAUACCCAACACACAUGCCUAGAAAAGUCUCAAUUUUACCUGCAUGAUAUUCAAAGCCUGAUAUAGGAUGUGCUCCAAAUCUCUACCCUACUCCCGAAGUGUGCACUUGCACACUCUCUUUGUCAAAGAUGAUCAAAUGACCACCCCCCUACCUACCCACAGCGCACUACUUACGACGCGAAUUUGAACUAAAGUAAAUAUUUCUUCGCAACGAUAGAGCACUCUUUUUUUUACGCUGUAGAUCUAACCUUAUGUUGCGCACUUUCUUUCCUACUAGUAGCCCUAUUCUGUGGAUGUAAGACAUAUUCAACUGCUAUUUACGAAUGCUUGUAGAUGUACCUGCUGACACCCUGCUAUUAUUUUUAUUUUUAUACUCCCGACCCUCACGAUGCAUUCUUGUUUUUGAAGGUAGUUUUUACACACUGAAGUUCUCAAGUCGACCACCACUACAUGUGUGUGAAUGAUAAAUGUCUGGCUUUCCUCCUCAUUCCUCAUGGUCAACAUGAACAUUAUGUAAUGUGCUGAAAAUAUAUGAAAAGGGGGUUAAGCGGAUAUUAAUUGUUACGAUUGAAGAAAUCUAUUCAAGGUAAGACAUGUAAGCAUAUUAACUACCGAAAGCCCCCAAAAUACUCAAAUCAAAUGCUAUGUCACAUGCUUCAUAAACAGGUGUAGACUAACAGUGAAAUGCUUACUUAUGAGCCCUUCCCAACCAUGCAGAGAAAAAUUAAGAAUAAAUACACAAUGAUUAACGGUACCAGUACAGAGUCGACGUGCAGGGGUACAUAUAGGUAGGCAUACUAAGACUGAUAUUCACGUUAGACCGUUUGAGAAAAGGUACCAUAAAACAACCCUAUGCACCUUGGGGUGGUGAAUGAUGUCCCGCAAAAGUGUACGGCUGUUUUUUCCAAGUUAGUAUUUUAUUUCGAAGCUGAAAAUUGAAAUGUCAUGUCACUCUUCUAGUUUUUCGCAUGUAACGACAUACAGUAAAUUAAUCUGAGGGAGUGGUUUACUAUUCCGAAAGGACAGCAUAACCGCAUUGUAUUCAUUAAACCUUUUCUUAACUGACAUUUUAAGCAAACUGGUAAUUGUAUUGUAAUUAAAUCUGUUGCGACAAGAGGGGAAGAAAGUUGGUGCAAAUGAUGUUUAGGACUUAAUGUCAUUAAUUUAAGGGAAGGAAAAGGGUAAUUUGGGGCUUUUCAGUGUGAUAAAUAUCUUUUCCCUUUUGCCUCAAAGGGAACAAUGAUACAAGUUAACUAGCUUCUAUCCAACCCAUGUCCCGUUUUGUUUAUCCUUCUCUGUCGAGUUUUUAUUUUGACAGUCGUGAUUGUCCUUGUGAUGUGCAUUUUAAUAUUUGGUUUACACUGAUACUUGUUGCUGUAAACGUGGAUUAGGAAAUAAAGUCAGUAUUGGAACAGCAA